This is a messenger RNA of Colletotrichum navitas, 1493 nucleotides long. RefSeq names its product oligosaccharide biosynthesis protein Alg14 like-domain-containing protein. NCBI's taxonomy places the organism in Eukaryota, Fungi, Ascomycota, Sordariomycetes, Glomerellales, Glomerellaceae. The record is from RefSeq and is a predicted model, not a curated record. Gene Ontology annotation, molecular function: N-acetylglucosaminyldiphosphodolichol N-acetylglucosaminyltransferase activity. The transcript has 5 exons. Gene Ontology annotation, cellular component: UDP-N-acetylglucosamine transferase complex. Gene Ontology annotation, biological process: dolichol-linked oligosaccharide biosynthetic process. The coding region runs from base 312 to 1493 and encodes 393 amino acids.
AAACUGCGCAUUAACAGCCAUUGGCUUGGCCUUAUUUUCACUAUACUUCACCUCAAAAUUCAAGAAGGGCGCCAUACUUGACCAGUCUUCACAAAGAGAGGGCUCCCCUUUGGGAAACACUGCGGCCUCAAAGAGACUGUGUUGGAGACGUGUGUGCAGGGAAUUUUAUGGCCACUCAUUAGCAAGACCAAACUGAGAAGGCAAGCUUCACUUGCUCAAUUUGCUGAACCCGGACGUAUUUCAUCGUCACUCUUCGAAAAGUCAGGGAUUGAAACAUACUGAGGGGCUUGAUUCCAUAGAACUCCUUCAUCAUGGCAACCGCAUCUACUUUGGUCGGCAUCGCCUCUGCUUUCUGUGCGCUUGGCUUGGGGCUUAUGUUGCGUUCCUCUUGGAGGGCCUCACUUGUAACUCUCCUCUUGGGUGUCAUAUCGCUCCUCAUCUUCGUCACGGCCCGUCAUCUUCAGCUUCAACAAAACCGACUGAGACGUCCUGUCUUAUUGUCCGAUAUUGUUGUCAAAGACCCCACAAGCCUUGGCCUUCUGAAAGGAGCCUACUUCCUGGUCGUGCUGGGCUCUGGUGGUCAUACGAAAGAGAUGCUCGCCAUGAUGGAGAUUGGUUUCCCAAACGUACCCAGCAUGCAUCGACGCUAUCUCAUAUCCAGCGGCGACUCCAUGUCUCUUAAACAUCUCGAGGCUUUCGAGGGUCACCUCAAGAGCGCUCAUGGAGAAGAGCAAGUCGGAAGCUACGACAAGUACAUCGUUGCAAGGGCCCGGAAGAUACACCAGAGCCUCCUCACAACACCCUUUACCGCCUUACUGUCCGUUACCCAGAUCUUUCCGCUGCUGCUGUCGUCCCCAUUCAAGGGCGUAAGAAGCCGCCAACAGUUCCCCGAUGUUAUCCUCACCAACGGCCCAGCCACGGGCUUCAUAGUCGGACUGGUCGCUUAUCUCCUCAAGUUGUUUUUCAUCGUACCCGAGGAUACAAUGCAAGUUCUUUACAUCGAGUCCUGGGCACGAAUCCGCACUCUGAGCCUGACCGGUAAACUGUUCCACCGUACCGGUGUUGCUGAUUUGCUGUUGGUCCAGCAUGAGAAGGUGGCCAAGGCAUAUGGUGUUACGAAUGCAGGCUGCAUGGUGGUAAAGAGGACGAGGAACCGCAGCACCUCUGCUCAAACCAACGUCGAUUCUGCAGCCGCUUCGGCGUCCGCUUCCUCGCCAAAGGUCGCCAAGUGGGGACUCUGGUUCUGCUCCAACGCGGCCGUCCGCUUGCCCGCCCAGCCCUUCCAACCCUCAAACUCUUUGUCUUCAAGGUCCAUGCUGAUCUGGAGCCUGUUCUUGCCAAACUUGCGGUUGUUGGACCAUUUCUGGACGGCGAUGGGCCUCGUGAGGAUCUCGGAAGGCGGAAUGUCUCUCAUGACCUGGAACCAUGGCGGUUCCUGGACGGGAAAGCCGGGUAGAAACUUCGUGGUGAGCUCCUGGCUCACAGCCUGGUAG